Molecule: messenger RNA, 8699 nt
Organism: Xenopus tropicalis (tropical clawed frog)
Lineage: Eukaryota; Metazoa; Chordata; Amphibia; Anura; Pipidae
Gene: tns1
Product: tensin 1
Exons: 34
Coding region: 422-5992 (1856 amino acids)
Cellular component (GO): focal adhesion
Molecular function (GO): hydrolase activity; phosphoprotein phosphatase activity; diacylglycerol binding
Source: RefSeq, a predicted model, not a curated record
GGUUUGGCCGGGAGCCCCGCCCCCUCCCCAGGAGGUGUGCAGCCCGAGUGCAGCCUGUGGAGUGCAGCUUGAGUGCAGCCCAAGUGCAGCCUGAGUGCAGUCUGAGUGCAGCCUGUGAAGUGCAGCUUGAGUGCAGCCUGUGAAGUGCAGCCUGAGUGCAGUCUGAGUGCAGCCCGAUUGCAAUUUGAGUGCAGCCGGAGUGCAGUCUGAGUGUGCGGAUGAGGGAGAAGUUGGAGAAGGAGAGAGAAGAGGCAGGAACCAAGGAGGGAAAUUAUUCUCCGCUCUCGGAUCAGUACAUCUGGGAUCUAAGGAUAAAGCAGGAAUACUGGCACAUGUGUCGGGCAUUGUCUGUGCCCCACUAUGGAUCUAGGGGGUAUAUGGCUGCCGCUGGCGUAAGGAUUCCAUAGCCAUUUGGGCCAGCAUGCCCUCUGCAUCUCACUGCCUCCCCAGAACUGCUUCGGACCGCAGGAUGACCUGGCUGUGCCUGUCCUGUAUGCUCUGGCCUGAAGACCUGGAAGGGCAGAACCUUCAUACAUUCAAGGUGAAGACCUUUAAGAAGGUGAAAUCGUGCAGCGUGUGCAAGCAGGCCAUCACCAGAGAGGGCAGUGCGUGCCGGGUUUGCCGAUUGUCGUGCCACAGAAAAUGUGAAGCCAAGAUUGCGUCGCCCUGUACUCCUCGGGUCAAUUAUGAGCUGCCGUCAAGCUCUGAAAGCCCCCAGAAGAAUGUAGAAACCACAGGAUCCACCAAAUCCUCCAGAAGCACUCAGUCCCGCCGCAGACCAUCAAGGAGCAUUAGCCUGAUUCACGCCAUGGAGGACAGCUGCGAGUUGGACCUCACCUACAUCACCGAGCGGAUCAUCUCCGUCACCUUCUCCACCGGGACGGAAGAGCCCACCUUCUGCCGGAACCUGAAGGAAGUGGCGCAUAUGCUGAAGUCCAAACAUGGAGACAAUUACCUGAUCUUCAACUUGUCGGAACGCAGACAUGACAUCAGCAAGCUCCAUUCCAAGGUGUUGGAUUUCGGAUGGCCGGACCUGCACGCGCCGGCCUUGGAAAAAGUCUGCAGCAUCUGCAAAGCCAUGGACACCUGGCUCAACGCCGACCCUCACAACGUCGUCGUCAUCCAUAACAAAGGCAACCGAGGGCGGACAGGUGUGGUGAUUGCCGCCUAUAUGCACUACAGCAACAUAUCUGCCAGUGCAGACCAAGCCUUGGACAGGUUUGCCAUGAGAAGGUUCUAUGAAGACAAAGUCCUUCCAGUAGCUCAACCUUCCCAAAAAAGGUAUAUAAACUACUUCAGUGGGCUUCUCUCUGGCGCCAUGAAAAUGAACAGCAAACCUCUCUUCCUGCAUCAUGUGAUCAUGCAUGGGAUCCCCAACUUUGAGUCCAAGGGAGGUUGUCGGCCAUUUCUGAAGAUCUACCAAGCGAUGCAGCCUGUAUACACCUCGGGCAUCUACAACGUGCAAGGGGACAGCCAGACGAGCAUCUGCAUCACCAUAGAACCGGGGCUGUUACUAAAAGGUGACAUCUUGCUCAAGUGCUACCACAAGAAGUUCCGCAGCCCCACGCGGGACGUCAUAUUCCGGGUGCAGUUCCAUACGUGCGCCAUCCAUGAUCUGGGAAUCGUGUUUGGGAAGGAGGAUCUGGACGAAGCUUUCAAAGAUGAGCGUUUUCCCGAAUAUGGAAAAGUGGAAUUUGUUUUUUCAUAUGGACCAGAAAAGAUACAAGGCAUGGAGCACCUGGAGAAUGGACCCAGCGUCUCUGUGGAUUAUAACACAUCCGACCCUCUGAUUCGCUGGGACUCCUAUGAUAACUUCAACGUGCACCGGGAAGACAGCCUGGAAGAGGUUGGACACACUCAAGGCCCCUUGGAUGGAAGCCUGUACGCCAAGGUGAAGAAGAAAGACUCUACGAACGGCAGCACCAGCACCGUCAACGCCAGCGGAAUUCCGUUGUCUGCCGCGCCCAAUCACAUUGAACACACCCUGUCCGUGAGCAGCGACUCCGGCAACUCGACUGCUUCGACCAAAACCGACAAGACCGAUGAGCAAGUGGCCACGGCGGCUGCCAACCAAGGGUUGACCCCUGAGGAGAAGCAAGAGUUGGAGCGGCUCCUGAGCGGCUUUGGCUUGGAGACCGAAGGGCAGAUGCACAAUUUAAAUCCGGGCACAUCUGCAGCAGCAGCGAUGCUUCACGUUGUGCCGGCGCAAGUCCACGUCAAUGGGGAACGGACAUCUCCGCAGGUGGAACGAGAGACAGAUAUUCUUGAUGAUGAUCUGCCCAACCAUGAUGUUCACAGUGUUGGAAGCUUGGGGACCCUGUCUUCGUGUGAUGUGAUUCCAAGCUUGAGUGAGACUGGCUACCAGGAUUCUCACCUUCGCAUGUCCCCCUUGACCAAUGGUCCAGCCACUGUUAAUGGCAUUGAUAACCUGCAAAAACAUGGGUUUAUUGGUAAAGAGACGAUGAUUAAUGGCGGCUACCCGUACAACAACCAGAAUGUCUUAAAAAGCGCUUUGAUCCCUCAUUCCCAGGAUGCAGGGAUCCAUAUGCGACCUUCCGUGUCUGCUCAUGAAAACUUAGCCUAUCAAGUCAACCAGCCCAACUGGGGACAACCUUCUCCAUCAAAUGUAACACAAAAGCACUUAUACUAUUAUGACCCGAAUGGCAUGUACCGUUCACAGUCGUACACCGCUGCCGAACCAGGGAAAUUCGAAAACAUUUCUCAACUACCCCAAGCUCCAGCCCGUAGCGUUAGUAGCAGAGAGGCGGUGCAGAGGGGCCUUAACUCGUGGCAGCAAAGUGGAAGCAGGCCCCCAUCCCGGGAUGGAACUACUGAGAAUCAAGUUGCCAGUCCUAGCCCGCAGCCAAGCACUUUCCAGACUGUUCCACAGAGCCACAGCAUCCCAGAAUUCCCCAAAAUGGCUUCCCAGAAGGAGAUUGAGCAGUCUAUAGAAGCACUUAAUAUGCUUAUGCUGGACCUGGACCCUUCAUUCUCACAAAUGCACAAGUCUCAGAGUGUGCCUGUUGCCCCUAGAGAAGAAAGGGUUCUGCCAGUGCAAGGAUCCUUCUCAGCGCAGCCAUCUUUGGGCAUUUAUAGCCAGCCGACUCCACAGGUGGCUACACAAAGGCCUAGCAACGCUUACGUGGCUCCUAGCAUGGUGCAGAGCGCUGGAGCCUCUCAAAGCCAACCACACUUGCCUUCGGAACAGGUUUCGAGAACAUAUUCACCUGGGGUGCAUCAUGACCAAGCUCGGGCUGUUGGGCCAGAAAAAGUUCUGAAUGACUAUCGGGAGCCUUAUGCUGCUGGAACCUUCUCUCCUUAUGGUUAUCAGAACCAACAACCGCCUUUGGCAUUGACAAGAAGCUAUAGCUAUGGAAGUAGUGCUUCGCCAUCUUCGGUUCCACCAUUAUCGGCAUAUAUGCAGAGCAAUACUCAGCAACCCGUCCUUUCUUCUCCUGCUUCUUCUGUGGUCAUGGCUCAACCUCAGCCUCAAUCCCAGUCUCCGACCAGAGAGCCAGACGAUGAACAGUACAGUCUGGAAGGGCUGGUAGCUCACAGAAUUGCUGAGUACAACAACAAACUCCGGAAUAUCCGUAAAAGCAUGAAUAGCCCCCAUCCCCAUGGCGUGCAGCGCCAGCGUUCCUUCACUUUCUCUGGGGUGCACACUCGGGACAAGACUCCGGAUGAGAUCGGGUCCCUGGCACGGAGGCGCACCACCAGCGAGGGGCAAUAUGACGAGGGCAAUGCUGACCUGGGCAGAGCGAGUAGCCCCACCAAGGUGCGCUCCCCAGUGCGCUGCGUCUCCCCGGAAGUCGCCUUCACCAUUGCGGCAAACCCAGGGGGGAGACCCAAGGAGCCCCAUCUGCACAGCUACAAGGAGGCCUUUGAAGAGAUGGAAAUGACGCCGCCAGUGAUCAGCCCGGGGGCCACAGUAGCCCGAUCCCCCCCUGGUUUAGCCAAGACCCCCCUGUCUGCCCUGGGACUGAAGCCCCACAAUCCCGCAGAAAUCGUUCUCCAGCAAUCGGGAGAGACAGUCAGGGAAACAGUAAUUGCUUACAUGGAAGAGCCCAGGAGUUAUGUUGAAUCCGUUGCCCGGACGGCUGCCGCGGGAGGAGUCGCACCCCCAUCACCUACAGGCCCCCAGGCAUAUAGUGUCGAUUCUCUGAUGAGAAAUGGGGGUUACCCCAAUGUUUUCACCUCUCCCAGCCCCAUUUCUACCAGCAGCCCCAUACACAGCACUGAUGGCUCCCUAAGGAGUUACCCGUCGGUGGAGAGCGGCGCCCGUGUCCCCACUCCCACUCAGCCUUCCGUGGAUUCCAGCUUCAGAUCCACCAGUCUAUCGCAGCCGUCGCCCCAAAGCAGUUACCAGAACGCCUCUCCCAUGGUUCCCUACGCUGGCACACCGGCCAGUUCCUAUGAUGGAUACCCUUAUUCCCCCAGCAGUGCCCUCACCCAGACAGACGGCCUCUCCGGGCCACAGAUGAACGCGGUCAUUGGUCACAUGGUUCACGGAAGCCCCAAGGCCGUUCAUAGAACGGUGGGGACCAACACACCACCGAGUCCAGGUUUUGGGAGGAGAAUGGUCACCCCCAAUAUGGCGCCUCCACCCGGAAGUCCAAGCAUGGGCAGACACCCCAUGGCUACACAUAUGGCUGCACCCGUUACAGUAGGUAGCCCCAGCCUUCCUCUCCACCAGGCCUUGAUGACGGGAAAUGCUCCGGUGACUCCUGGUAGCCCCGGCUUGGAGAGACACGUUAUGUAUGGCUAUUCCCCCGCUGAUGACAAACGACCGACACUGUCACGGCAGAGCAGUGCGUCCGGAUACCAGGCACCGCCCACCCCAUCCUUCCCGGUCUCCCCGGCCUAUUACCAUGGCAUGAGUAGCCCUUCCUCCUCCUCUCCUGACUCAACCUUAUACCGGCAAGGGAGCCCAAUCUCACAGCCGUCUCUGCCCGAGAAGAGGAGAAUGUCAUCUGGGGACAGAUCCAACAGCCUCCCCAACUACUCCACCCUCAAUGGAAAAACCUCUUCGCCCAUGUCCAGCGGGAUGUCCAGCCCCAGCGGCGGAAGCACAAUGGCAUUUACUCACACUCUACCGGACUUCUCCAAGUUCUCCAUGCCAGACAGCAGCCCGGAGACCCGAGCAAAUGUGAAGUUUGUGCAGGACACGUCCAAGUACUGGUACAAACCAGACAUUUCCAGGGAUCAGGCCAUCUCCCUGCUGAAGGACAAAGACCCCGGGGCGUUCAUCAUACGAGACAGCCAUUCGUUCCGAGGGGCCUACGGACUUGCCAUGAAAGUUGCCACCCCGCCCCCCAACGCUGGCCAGCCCAGCAAGAAGGGAGAUGUGACCAAUGAGCUGGUUCGGCACUUUUUGAUUGAGACGAGUCCCAGGGGGGUGAAAUUAAAGGGCUGCCAGAACGAACCCUACUUUGGCUGCCUGUCGGCUCUGGUGUACCAGCACUCCAUUACUCCCCUUGCACUGCCCUGCAAACUGGUCAUACCCUGCAGAGAUCCCUCUGAUGAGACCAAGGAGACGGCUGUUCCGGCCAAUUCAGCCUCAGAUUUACUGAAACAGGGCGCAGCCUGCAACGUGUUAUUCAUAAACUCGAUAGACAUGGAGUCGCUGACCGGCCCACAAGCCAUUGCGAAGACCAUCGCCGAGUCUCUCGCCGCCGACCCCCCGCCGGCCGCCGCCAUCGUUCACUUCAAAGUCUCCGCCCAAGGAAUCACCUUAACCGACAACCAGAGAAAAUUAUUUUUCAGACGACAUUAUCCGCUCAGCUCAGUCACCUUCUGCGACCUGGACCCGCAAGAGAGAAAGUGGAUGAAGGCCGAUGGGACACAAGCCAAACUCUUUGGCUUUGUGGCCAGAAAGCAAGGAAGCACCACAGACAAUAUGUGCCACCUGUUUGCCGAACUUGACCCAAACCAACCAGCCACUGCCAUCGUCAACUUUGUGUCCCGAGUCAUCGGCCUGCAGAAGAGAUGAGUAACUCCCACGAAAUUCAUCUUUUUUCCUUAAAUAAGGACUCUUGAAGACACAAGAGAGAACCCACACUAUGGGAGAAGGGGGCGUUACUCCACCCAGCGGAUAAACAACAAAACAACAAUGAAAUCUAAAGGAAACAAACGACGCAAAAGAAGAAAUUUUAAUUAUUCUAAACCCCUCCCCCCUCCGCUGAAGGAAUUGAAGGCACCAACCUAUUCCUUAUUCCCAUUGGCUUCCGGAUCAGCUGACCGCGGCGCCACGUAUAUAAGGUGUUGAUUUUGAUUGACAGAUCUUGCUGUUACUAAACCCUACACACAUAUAUAUAUACAGCUAUAUAAGUGCAUACACAAGGCUAGCAUACACAGGAUUUAUAACGACUCGUUAGGAGAGUAUAUUAUUAGAAGGCAAGAUUUUUAUACACUGCGUUGGAUGUACAGAUCCGGCUCGCUAUCUGCUCUGUUUUAUAUCAAAAACAAAGUAUAUAUAUAUUUUUCUUCCGUCGUGGUUAAUGGAAGGUUGGUUUGGCUCAUUAACGACCCCUGUGUUUUUAGGAAUCAUUUUUGAUUUUGCAUUGAAAACCCCCCACUCUGCCUGCUGUAUGAUUUAUGCCCCUAAUGGUCAGACGGAAGUACUGCAUGCUGGAGGGUGACAACUAGUGGUCAGAGAGAGUAUUGCAACAGCCAAUGGCUUUGCUCAAGCCCUUCGGUGGGGGCAGUAAGUCACGGUUUGCAUGCUGCCCCGGUUUUGCACGUGCCUUUAGCAGCUGUAAUGCGAUUCACUUGAAUGAGCUUUGGUUUGUUGAUGAUCAAGGGGGGGGGGGGUCAAGUUGCACCAGAUCUCCUCAGGUCCCACCAGAUUUAAUUGGGCGCUGGUUGGUGCCAUUUGUGUCGUUGAAACGGGAUCCCAAGCUUCUCAACCACCGUAGAACUACAGCUCCCAGUACCUGGGCUUGUAGGGGAUGCUCAACGACAACCAAGGGUUAAAUACUGCCCCAUUGUCCUCCACCUUCACCCAUAAGGAGAGUAAGGGCCAAUCAGGUGUAAGGUUACACUGUAUACUGUCUUGCUAUUUUGUAUCUUUGCAAGCUGAAUACCCAUAAGCCCGCUGUGCUACUAGAGUGGAGGCUUACUACCUAUUGCUAAACUACACUUCCCACCAUCCCCUGCUGUACGGAUGGGGAAGCCCUUCUAGGGCACAUGGGAAAUCUAGGGCCAACUCUAUGCGCCAUUUGAUAGAACAGAUACACCAAUCAGUGCUGAUAAUGGGGCCCACCAAGGCCUGAGGUCCAAUGGGAGAUCUCCUGUAUUCCAAGAGGCCAAGUUGGACCCUGGUUACAGUAUUAUACUACUGAUUCCCCUCGGGGUGCAGGAUUUGUCAUGGUGGCCAAUCUACUGCAGACGGGGGCCCUUGGCCAUGUAGGAAUGUUGGAGCCACCAACUGGGUGGAGAUGCAAAAUGACAAAAAUUUAGGAUGCUCAAUCCCUAUGGUGCUGGGCCCCCCAACCUAGCCUAAAACUACCCCCGACAUGUAUGAUCCUAUAGGCCCAUGCUUUUGCAUAUAUUAGGAAAUCGUGGCUAUAGCCUCUCCCUAUGUCUAUAGAAGGUCUGAGCAAGUGAGAAGGAGAAGGGGCGGAACAUUUAGGAAGGUGUGUGAGUGUGUGUAGUGUUUGUAUACCAGGAAGAUACCAAACAUUUCUGGGGGUGUUAUUAUGACUACUCUGCCAUAGCCCAUUGCUCCCCUUCCUCUUGGGCAUUAGAUGAAUCCACCCAGGGAUUCUUGGGACUUCCCAUAAUCCUUUGCGAGUGCCUUACUGGUUUCAUGGCCGGGUGAUGAUGUUACUUUUACAAUGGUGUGUCUCCUAGAGCUUUGGGCUAUAGCACGGGGCAAUAUGGGACCCGAUAGGUAGGCCCUCCGGCUGCCGAUGGAAAUGUUGGGCUGGUGUGUCUGGUAGCAUAGAGCAAGGUGUGUUGGAAAUCCUGCAAUGUUGCCAGGAGAGCUGGAUUCAUGUGAUACGGAAAGGAAAGGAUGGAGUAUAUGUAGCAGCCCCGGGCUCAUUGCGGCAUCGGGAGUUGAACUAGUUCAUGCCGCUAAGGGAGGAGCCUUAGAUGUUUCUAUGCAAAGCAGCAGCCAAUUGGUGUUUCUGGCUAGGAAUGCUGGGAGCUGAGGCUGUUCAUUGCACUCCCGACUGGGGUUGUGGGAUCCAAACAUCUGAAAGUGGCAUUUAGGGGGUGAUUUGCACUGUUGCACGUGGGCUUCGUGUCAAAUCCUGUAACACUGUUCCCAAUGGGACUGUUCACACUAGAGACUGCAAUAUAAAUGUACUUGGUAUCCCUACUAAGGUUAUUGUCACAGCCACUGUCCCAGCCAGAGAGGCCUCUUGUACCCCCAUUCUGUACCCCAUGGGGGAUCCCCAUACAUAUACACAUGGAACAUUCUGUAUCCCAUGGAGACUCCCCAUACAUAUACAUACGGAACAUUCUGUAUCCCAUGGAGGCUCCCCAUACAUAUACAUACGGAACAUUCUGUAUCCCAUGGAGACUCCUUGUACAUAUGGAACAUUCUGUAUCCCAUGGAGGCUCCCCAUACAUAUACAUACGGAACAUUCUGUAUCCCAUGGAGACUCCUUGUACAUAUGGAACAUUCUGUAUCCCAUGGAGACUCCUUGUACAUAUGGAACAUUCUGUAUCCCAUGGAGGCUCCCCAUACA